Molecule: messenger RNA, 915 nt
Organism: Malania oleifera
Lineage: Eukaryota; Viridiplantae; Streptophyta; Magnoliopsida; Santalales; Ximeniaceae
Exons: 5
Coding region: 1-915 (304 amino acids)
Biological process (GO): DNA integration
Molecular function (GO): nucleic acid binding
Source: RefSeq, a predicted model, not a curated record
AUGAAGGAAGUUGUGAGAGCUGAAAUUUUGAAACUCCUCAAUGCUGGAAUUAUUUAUGCUAUUUCAAACAGCUUAUGGGUAAGUCCAGUGCAGGUUGUGCCAAAGAAAGGUGGAAUGAUGGUGGUGAAAAAUGGCAACAAUGAGUUUAUUCCUACAAGAGCAGUCACGGGGUGGCGUGCCUUUAAUGCAAUCAAGGAGAAACUGAUUUCAGCACCAGUUAUGACUGUACCUAAUUGGAGUCAACCUUUUGAAGUCUCUUACCUCAUUGGUACAAAGGUGAUAGAGUUCACUGAUCAUGCAGCACUUCGCUAUUUGUUUGGCAAGAAGGAUGCUAAGCAUAGGUUGAUUCGUUGGAUCAUGCUUCUUCAAGAAUUUGAUUGGAGUUAUACUUUGGUGAAAACUUGUGAUCGGUGCCAACAUAUGGGAAAUAUUUUAAGAUUUGAUUAUGUAUCAAAAUGGGUGGAAGCAAUUGUUGCAACAACAAAUGAUGCAAAGGUAGUGCUCAAAUUUUUGCGUAAGAAUAUAUUCACAAGAUUUGGCACUCCACGAGCUAUUAUUAGUGAUGAAGGGACCCACUUUUGCAGCAAGUUAGUUAACAACCAUCUUUCUAAAUAUGGUGUGAAGCAUAAGAUAGCACUUGGCUACCAUCCUCAAAAGAAUGGCCAAGCUGAAAUUUCAAAUCAAGAAAUCAAGAACAUCAUUGAGAAGACAGUCAACUCCAAUAGAAAGGAUUGGACAAAGAAGCUUGAUGAUGCUUUGUGGGCAUACCGCACUGCUUUUAAAACACAUAUCGGGAUGUCCCCUUACCAAUUAGUGUUUGGAAAAGUGUGUCAUCUCCCUGUUGAGUUGGAGCAUAAAACUUAUUGGGCUAUAAAGAAACGCAAUUUUGAUUUGAAGGCAAGAAGGGAAAAGUGA